Messenger RNA from Daldinia decipiens, 249 nucleotides. RefSeq lists its product as uncharacterized. The record is from RefSeq and is a predicted model, not a curated record. Lineage: Eukaryota; Fungi; Ascomycota; Sordariomycetes; Xylariales; Hypoxylaceae. The transcript has 2 exons. The coding region runs from base 1 to 249 and encodes 82 amino acids.
AUGUAUCUGGGGGAUCCCGGUCUUCCAAUGAGACUGGCUCAGUUGGGCGCAAAGGGAUAUCGAAUUGGGUUUCUGUUGGCAAAAGGUGUGGAAUUGCAAGUGGCGCCAAAUUCAAGCGGGGAACUCCGGCUAUCGGUUGCUGUUGCUGUUGCUGUUGCUGUUGCUGUUGCUGUUGCUGUUGCUGUUGCUGUUGCUGUUGCUGUUGCUGUUGCUGUUGCUGUUGCUGUUGCUAUUGCUAUCGGUCGGUGA